Molecule: messenger RNA, 1816 nt
Organism: Drosophila willistoni
Lineage: Eukaryota; Metazoa; Arthropoda; Insecta; Diptera; Drosophilidae
Exons: 7
Coding region: 232-1437 (401 amino acids)
Source: RefSeq, a predicted model, not a curated record
GCAAUAGAACAAAAGGGCAUUGAUGUAUAAAAUUUAAGUAUUUUCUUUGAUAUGUAUGUGCAUAACCGUCCGUUCCAAACAUGCGCAGAACAAGUGGUGUUUUUAUAGGUAUAUCUAUUAACUGAGUUCCAAAGAUUAUUGUUGAACGGAUAACUACGAGAGCAUGUUGGAGAAUCUAUUGUUGCUAAAUUUAAUUGGAAGUAAAGUCUAAAUUACGUUAACUACAACAAUAUGGACUGUCAUCAUCGAAUUGAAGUUCCUUUACGUUCUGGAGGAGGAGGCAAAAAAAUGAAGAAAAGAAGGGAACUAGACGCCCUGAUAGCACACUCCUCCACGGCUAAAAGAAAUACGACAAAUGGACGUAGAGCUAUGCAUUCCCAAGACAAAUUGCUGUCAGUCUCAACGGAUGACCCUGAAGAUUAUGUCUGGACAAACGUGUCUGGAUCUAGCCGUCGAAGCCAUCGAAAAAAUAAUUAUUUUCGAACGUGUGGACCAGUGCUCAUAGGAAUCACCAGCGUUUUAAUUGUUGCCAUUCUGUAUUGGCUUUACUUUGAUUUACGACAACAGAUAUCUGAUUAUCGGCAUAAAAUUGAGGAAGUAUCUGCUAUAAGCAAAAACUUUCCUGAUACACUCCAAAAGUGGCACGAAACUUCGUCGUUCCUUUUGAAAAAUCAAACCGCAGUGAUUACACAGAUAAAUGAUUUGCGAAAAACUUUGGACAGUUUACGUACUAAUUUCAGUAGUCUUGAGGCUACAGUUAAUGCUCAAAGAAAUCAUGGCCAAGACGAGAAGUUGGUGGCUGAUUUUGGAGCCAAAAUCGAGUCUGUUGCAACCGACAUAGAAGAGAUAAAGGAUCAUUACAAUCGAUACAUAGAGGUUCAAAAAAGUAUUCAGUCUGAAACUGCUGCAUUGAAGGCCAAUUUAAGCCAGUUGCCUGUACUUCAUGCCGCAAAUUCACCAAAUAAUUUCUCGGAGGAGAUCAGCGCUCUAAAUCAGACUUUCGAGAAUUCCUUUAAACAAUUCCAAAACGAUCUCAAGGAUGUUAAUAACACAUACAGUCAGACAACGAAAAUGCUUCGAGAUGAGAUUUUAAUCCACAAGACAAAACUAGAUGAUUUGUUGGAUCGCUCAGAGAACAUAACAUCUCACGUGGCUACAAUGAGUAAUAGUUGGCCAGAGUAUAAGCAAAAAAUUUUAAAUGUCGAUGAGUCUUUGGACAAAAUUGAAAAAGAGAUGUUGUUAACCAAAAGUAUGAAUAAUGAAUUCGCCGUUUCAAUUAAGCAGCUCAAGACCUUGUGUCGAAAUCAUUUGACUGCAAAGCCAAUCGAAAGCAACAACGAUAUUUUACCAAUAACCCAGUCGGACGAAAAUUUACACGAUUCAGUAAUGCCAUUAGCCAAUGCUACAACUAAAUUAAAGGAAACCUCCGCGCUGUAAGAUUUGCGUUUAAACGAUAAUUGAAACAAUUUUUCAUUCUGCACAGUGGUGGAGGAACAAGUUACACAAUCUGUGUGUGUGUACGAUAUUUCUACUACUAUAUGCCAAGUCAUAUGCCACCAACUUAAAAUAUGCAUAGUACGUAUAAUAAAGUAAUUUGCAAUACUUGCGAUGUGAAAAAAAAAUUUUACAUUAUAGUCAUUAAAUUAAAUUUGAAAUAUAUAGACUAAAAGUGUGAUUAAGCUUACAAUUGUUUUCACGUAGAAAGUUUUUAAUUGUAUAUAAGCAUUCUGUAAAAUAUAUUUAUGUAUAGUUCACGUAAUAUGUACCUUAUUUGCAUAUACUUAUUAAAACACGACAAAUUCACAGAAUAAACCAA